Molecule: messenger RNA, 5315 nt
Organism: Drosophila guanche
Lineage: Eukaryota; Metazoa; Arthropoda; Insecta; Diptera; Drosophilidae
Gene: pan
Product: protein pangolin, isoforms A/H/I/S
Exons: 12
Coding region: 941-3208 (755 amino acids)
Biological process (GO): canonical Wnt signaling pathway; regulation of transcription by RNA polymerase II
Cellular component (GO): beta-catenin-TCF complex
Molecular function (GO): RNA polymerase II cis-regulatory region sequence-specific DNA binding; DNA-binding transcription factor activity, RNA polymerase II-specific
Source: RefSeq, a predicted model, not a curated record
AAUUCAAAAUUGGUCCGAGCGGUUGUGGCGGCGCGAGAUAAAUUGAAAAACUUUAAAAGCAAGUGAAAACAAAAAUAACGCGAAUGUGUUUUCUGAAAAUCAACUCGGCAAGGAAAAAAUUAAAAAAAAAGCCGUUGAUUUCGUUUGUAAUGUAUACAAAUAACGGUGAAUAAUAAAUAAAUGAUCAAAUCCCUAUCUUAUCUAGGUGGUACUAUAUAAAAACAAUCCUGUGUUAAGUACAAAAAAAAGGGGGAUCUUGUGGUUGGGCUGGUGCGUCGAUUUGUGCUUUGAUGAAAUCAUAACCAUAUUAUACAGAUGUUCGUGUGUGUCUGUGUGUGCAUGUAUGUAAAUCUGAAAAGAAAGAUACAAGUGUGCGCGACUGAGUGUAGUGGAUCGUGCAUGUAUGUGUGCACACACUAAAGUGAUUAGUGUGUGCGUGUUAGUGCGAUCGACACAAGAAGUGUGUGUGUUGACUGAGUUGAAAACAGAUGAAAAUACAUAAAUUAAUACACAUGGUGUUGUAUGUUUGCAAUUUGGAUUUUAAAGUAAAUUCUUGUAAACGCUAUCUUCCGUGUUUUAAAAAGUCUUAAAGUUCGUUUUCACAUAAUGCGUACCUAACGCGAAGCAUGUGGUUGGCUUGGCCGACGGAGGUACAACAAAAACUGUUCAGCUGAGACAAAAAAAUGUUUGGCAGUAUGUACUACAUUGUACGAUCGGAUUCGGAUUUUAAAACAUAUUAAGACGCUUUGGUUUAUCGAGCCAGUUCCGGAGAUCACAUUCAAUCAAAAGCAUGGAUAAAUCACACUUCCAGAAGAACCAUAUGCGGAACAGUAAAGUGACGACGACAGUCAAUCGCGUAUGCGAGGCGAGCAUAACCGGCAUUAUUUAGGCUAACUCGACUCAAACGCCGGUAAGCUUUAAAGCUGGAAAGGAGUAAAACAUGCCGCAUACACACAACCGGCACGGGUCAUCUGGGGAUGAUUUAUGUAGUACCGACGAAGUCAAGAUAUUUAAGGACGAAGGAGACCGCGAAGAUGAGAAAAUAUCAUCCGAAAAUCUUUUAGUCGAAGAGAAGUCUAGCUUAAUAGAUCUAACCGAAAGUGAGGAAAAGGUCAACAAAACAGUUAGGCCGGACCACAGUCCUGUUUUCAAUAAACUAGAACCCCACACACCAAGCUUCAACAUGGGAUACUUGGUAUCGCCGUAUCCGUAUGGAAACGGUACUCCCAGCGGAUUACCAGUGACGAUGGCUAACAAAAUGGGACUACCUCCAUUUUUCUGCCACAAUACUGACCCACUUACAACACCACCUCCUGCGCACUGUGGUAUUCCUCCUUAUCAAUUGGAUCCCAAAGCAAUGGGUUUAACACGUCCCGCUUUAUAUCCGUUUGCAGCAGGCCAAUACCCUUACCCAAUGCUUAGUCCUGAUAUGUCUCAGGUUGCUUCCUGGCACACACCAUCGGUAUACUCAGCAUCUAGUUUUAGAACCCCUUAUCCUACAUCAAUACCAAUUAACACCACGCUUUCAAGCGAUUUCCCAUUCCGAUUCUCACCGAGCCUUCUGCCUUCAGUACACGCUACAUCACACCACGUUUUAAAUUCCCAUCCUUCCAUUGUGGGUGCCAGUUCCAAACAAGACUGUGGAUCUCAGGACCCAACAACGAAUAAUCGUUAUCCAAGAAACUUGGAUUCAAAAAACUCAUCGAAUACACAAUCUACCGACUGUAAGGAUAGCUCUAAUGAUAAAAAAAAACCACAUAUCAAGAAACCAUUGAAUGCGUUCAUGCUUUACAUGAAGGAGAUGCGAGCCAAAGUAGUCGCCGAAUGUACUCUUAAGGAAUCCGCUGCAAUUAAUCAAAUUUUGGGGAGACGGUGGCACGAACUUUCCCGCGAAGAACAAAGCAAAUAUUACGAAAAGGCUCGGCAAGAGCGCCAAUUACAUAUGGAAUUGUAUCCGGGGUGGAGCGCACGAGAUAACUACGGUUACGUGUCAAAAAAGAAAAAGCGUAAAAAAGACAGAUCGACAACGGAUUCGGGAGGUAAUAACAUGAAAAAGUGCCGUGCUCGUUUUGGACUGGACCAGCAAAAUCAAUGGUGCAAGCCGUGCAGACGCAAAAAAAAAUGCAUACGCUACAUGGAGGCUAUAAACGGAAUCAGCGCCAUUGAAGAUGGAAGCGGCAUUGAUGACCUCGGAAGCCAGCUAAGCGAUGACGAAGAUGAUGAUGAUGACGAAGAUCAGUUAGUCGGUAGCUGUGGCAGCAAUGAUGAAAGCAAUAAAAUUCCAGAUGAUGAUACAGAGUCUCUGAAUCAGUCAAUAUCCAGCCCUGGCUGCUUAAGCGGGUUGUCUAGUUUGCAAAGCCCGUCUACAACGACAAGCUUGGCGAGCCCACUUAAUAUGAAUAUAAAUCCAGCAACACCGUCUCUAUUAGCUGCCAGCUCUAAUGCGCUGAUGGUAGUUAAUGCAGAACAGGUAGCCAGUCAUCCGAGAUCGGAAUCUGUUUCUGCAUCAGGAUCGAGUAGUGGGUCAACAUGUAGCAUAAGCACUACUCCGAAUACCUCAAAUACUGUAUCGCCUGUAACAGGUACGACUGGUCCAUCUUCAAGUUCAGCUCAUGAGCGAGCUAUGAUGCUAGGAAAUCGUUUUAGUCACCUAGGGAUGGGCCUUAGUCAUACGAUAGGUAGUUCCGUUUGCAGAAAAAUUGAUGCGCCAUUCCAGCCACAGCCAACAGUCAGUAAAAAUAAGAGUUCAGCAAAUGGCUUUAAUGGUUUUAACGGUUCUAUUGCACCAUCUAAGGCACCAGCGCCGUCAAACAUAGCCCGAAACCCAAUUGGUGCUAAUCCACGGGACAUAAAUAAUCCGCUCAGCAUCAAUCAGUUAACUAAGCGAAGUGAAGAUCAGAAUGUUUGCUCCAGUGAAAUCUCUGAUUCUCAGGCAAUUUCCGCUUUGGCUCCAACAUCCAUUAUUCACCAUGCUACUCCGCUCUACCCCCACCACUCGCUAUUUAAUAGCAGCUUCAGCCAACAUUUUCACCAACAGUUGACCCACCAUUUAGUGGCUGCCAGCAAUAUCGAGUCAACGCUAUUACCCGAAGAUCCCCAUUCAGUAAACAACGUCAAGCUUCAUACUCCCUCAGAUCCUCCAACGAACGCAAAUAAUCCCACGUCAAGUGCUGGUCCUUCCGAAACUGGAGCCAUUAGCGUAUCAUAGCAAAAUGCUAGUCUAUUAAAAAACUUCGCCGGCUUUCUCUUUAUUCUCUCAAUUUUCAGUGUUGUGUGAGAAGCAGAUUAAAUAAUUGAACGUGCAAUAACUAUUAUUAUCGCCAUUCCAUCGCCAUCUUUAGAAACAUGUGGCCAUAAUAGACAAGUGCCAAAAUUUGAAUAAUAAAUACAUAUAUAUACAUAAAUAUGUAUAUUUGCAUUUUUGUAAUAAUUGAAACUACAAUCUGUUGUCAUUGAGUAUAAAUAAUGUAAGAAGUCAAACAGGAUCAUUUCUCUAGAGACAACACAAAUGGAUCAAAACUCAUGCUAGGGAACGCCAAAUAGAUUAAGUAAACGUGCUUAUGUAUGUAACUAAGUACAUUUACACAUCUGCAUGUAUAUAAGUACAUAUCUUACGUUACUUACAUAUCUUACGUUACUUACUUAUGUUACACACCUACAUAUCCGCAGAAAGUGGAAUUCAUCUAAACUAUACAUAUGUAUAUACGUACGUUGAAAUAAAUAUGAAAAUAUUUAUACCAUUAUGUAUGUACAUUUAAAUAGAUACAUAUGCUGUACAAUAUACGACAUCGUUUUAAUUUUUUUCUUGGCGCUUUAUUUUGGAAUUAACGUUUAACUUUGUUUCAACGUAUGAAUUUUUACGCAAAUACAUAAAGGUUUGUGAAAAUGUCGGCACACACAUCAACUAUUAUUUUUAUGUUAAUAUUUAUUACCGGAGCACAAUAACAUAGUUAACGAUUUCUUUUGACAAAAUUCGAUUUAAUGCGAAAAGCAUUUGUUGUUCAAAACCGCAAUUAUUUUUUGUAUGCUGUAUGUACAUAUGUAUCUCAAAUAUGUAGAUGAGCAGAAAAUAGAAAAGCGUGUAAAUAUAUGAAUUGCUUACAUACAAAUACUGACAAUGUUUACGAAUUUAUUGACCAUAAGACCUGAUAGCUACCUUUCCAUAAAGAGUAAAUGCCGGCGAAAUAAAUACCAUUUACCUGUAUAUAUGUAUAUGUAUGUACAUGUAUUUAUAAAUUCAUAUUUGAAAGCUAUUAAACAUACAUACGAGUAUAUUUAUACUAGUCUUUAUUCAGUUCAACCUCUGUUCUUGUAAUUACAUGCAUACAUAUGUCCGUAAUCAAUUUUUUAUGAAGUGCGUAAACCCGGGCUCGUAAUUUAUACACCUAUACACAUAUAUUGUAGAUAUAUUAGAAAUAGUGCUUAGCACAUGAAUGACAUACAAUUAAUUUUUUAUACCAUGUGCCAAUAUAAUCUUUCUUACAGUGUGCGACUAUGUAUUAUUUUUGUUGGCUCAGUCGAGAAUUUGUGCGAUAACUUUAUGGAAUUUACUGUAAAAGUUACGAGCCCUGAUAAAUACAAACCUACAUAUGUGUGUAUAAAUAUUUAAAUGUACUUAAUAGUCAGAUAUCAAUGUAGAAGUCUAUUAUCUUUAAUCAAUAUUGAGUAUUUCGAAAUUCAUGUUUAUAUACAUACACACUCGUAUAGCUAUAAGAUAUUUGUAGUCCGAAUCGACAAUGUUGCAAAUGGAUCUUAAUAUACUCCCUAAAAAACUUACAAAUGUAUGUACAUAUGUAUGGACGAGUAUUCAUACUAGAGCCAUGCCUAAAUCCAGAGUGCAUAUAAUUCCAUUGACACUCCACAAUUGACAGGUGGAAGAGUAUGAACCAAACCUUUUAUCAAAAAUUCAUCUGCCUAGACUCGUAAAUUUGAAUGGUGGGGAACUAGAGUUUUCAAAAAAUCUAGUUUAAUUUACGUUAUUGAGCAUUAAAAAGGAUCUGUUUUGAUAAAAAUAUGUAAAAGAUGACUACAAUUUCAAAUGAGGGACUAGUUACCAAACAAAUAAUAUUUUUGUGUUACAUAACAUUUCAAUAUUUUCGAAUUUCUUACUGCUUAAAAUAAUAAUUUGAGUUUUUCAUCAAACGCUUUUAUAAUACGAUAAAUAGAUUCCUCAUAUAUUUUAAUUUAGAUGCAGAUAAAUAUAACAGGACAGCAAAUUACAAUUACAUACUGAGCUGUGAUACAACAAACUGCAGAUUUAGGCAUGUAGGGCUCUAAGAUACGAAUUUAUACACAUGUAUGUAAGUGUGUGGGCA